Molecule: messenger RNA, 4236 nt
Organism: Dinoponera quadriceps
Lineage: Eukaryota; Metazoa; Arthropoda; Insecta; Hymenoptera; Formicidae
Product: cilia- and flagella-associated protein 36
Exons: 6
Coding region: 411-1232 (273 amino acids)
Cellular component (GO): axoneme; ciliary base
Source: RefSeq, a predicted model, not a curated record
AGCGACCAGUGCUUCCUCGUCUUCUCUCGUACUACGACGAUCUCGGGCGCGUCAACGACACAACAGCGCGGACGAGGGCACCAACAAGAUGGUGGUUCGCGCAACCUUUGUCAACGCGGAUACCGGAGUAUCCUGUGUUGCGAUCCGUCGCUCGUCAACAUGCCAUUGGAAAAUGGAAACAUCCGCUACGACGAUCGAUCGACCGAAUGAAUAAUAUCGGCGCAGGUCUACUCCAAUGCUACAUGUUUUGUCCAUCGUAACUAUGACUACAACUUAGCCGAGAGAAAUCCGGCCGAACACCACUUAGGAGAAACGCUUAACUUUUCGAGGCCAAUACCGAAGAUUGCGAGGAGUAUCGCAAGAUAUACCAGGAAUAUAAAAAUUUGGUCGACCUGUUGUUAGGAUGCUUUAUGGAGGACAUGGGUAUCACGCCGGAACAAUUCGAGCAUGCCUGCUCCGUUAACAGGGACACAAAAAUUCCUAUACAAUUUCAACAAAAUCUGUUCGAACAAAUAUGGGCCGCGAACGAGUACGAGAUAUUCAAAAGGAUGAUGAUACAAAAGAACCUGGAGCUUCAAUUGCAGGCGUUAAAUAUGAUCGAACAGAAGUACGGUCUCACACCCGCUUCCCUCGUAUACGAGACGGAUAGCAUGCAUGACGAUGAAUUGGUCAUGGAAGACUUGAUACACAAACACGUUCUGGAAGAUCAGAGCGAGGAGGGGCCCGUUAUAUCUCCGGAAACAUCGUUCGUCGCUGAACACGAGCGUUUGGCUGCCGAAUACUACAACGAAAGAGCAUUGUUGGAGGAAGCACUGAGGAAGUCACAAGACGCUUCCAGAAACGCCUCGGACGACGAGUCCGAGGAGAUUCAAUGUGCCUCCCACGAAAAAGAGCCGGUGGAAAAGUUUCGUCCGCUCAGGAGACUCGAGCCGCUUAAUCCGAUUCCGAUUUCACAGAAAGAGUCCAACGAAAACGGGAUGAGCGCGGAAGAUAUGAAGAAGAGGCAGGAUUACUUGAAAGCCAGACGAGACAAACUCGUAGCUCUGAAGAAGGAAGCCAGGAGCCAGCAGCUGGAAAUGAAUAAAACUCGGCCGAGUUCGGCCAGAGUGGUGGCCGUGGCAACCAUGAAGGGUCAGCAAGAACUGGAAGCAGCGCAAACGGUGGACCCUUCGUACUUGAAGUAUCGAAGGGCUCUCGCAGCACGACUGAAAGCCGAAGUUGUACAUAAGUAAACUCGAUUGAUCGGGCGUUGAUUCGCUUUCUCGUGAUAUAAUAUAAUAAUGCUAUAAUCGUAGACAUAAGUCUUAAACUGUGCAUUCACAAUAUGUAUAGAGGCCACGUUUGUAUUCUUCUUCUUUUCUCCUUCGGGAAAUGUGCAACGUGCGUAAAGCCACAUGAUCGUUUUAACAUUUGCCUCGUUGCUUGAAAAAUAUCUUUAUUUCUAAGUAAUUCUAUCAUAAAAGGGUAGAGGGACAUAUAAAGCUAAAGUAUAUAUAUUCACUCGUAUACCAUCAUUGUUUCUUAUUCGGUAUCUGCAGUUUCACGAAAUUGCACUCAAUAAAACGAAAGUACUGCAUUUGUAACAGGUGUCUUCUCACUGCUCAGUCAUCCUCGCGUAAGAAUACGUUCGCGUAAAUGUAAGGUAUUCAGCGAUAAUGAUUUUAUCGUGCUCAUACUCCUAAUGAACGAAGUACGAACGAGUAAGCGUAAACUAAUGCUCGGAAAUUUGCAACUGAGUAGAUCACGUUACAUUGGAUCGCAAUUAAACGUGACGUAGUCUCAUAUUCGCGUCCAGAAAGUCAGAGAGUGAACGAUCAAGGUAGGUUGGAACUUCGGCCAGUAACCCUCCCCCACCAUACCAGUAUAUUCGUCUAAUUUUAGAUUUUAUUUAAUUAAAUACUCUUCGCACUUCUCUACAACACACCGGUAUUUCAGUGUAACACACAUUUAUCAUUCUCACUUCUUGGCGGUCUACUUUCUAACGGAUGAGAUGGAUUCAUAGCAUAAUACCAGCAAUAAGUACGCUUAUGUAUAAAUCUCUAAUUUGUGAUUAUUAUUUAAUUAGUCACUAACACGUGUGUAUCUUUAAUAUAGAAUGAAGGAAAUCAAUAGUCACCUCUCUGUAGCACGUAAAACAAAUUUCAGCCGUAGUUACGCAGUAUUUUUAUUAACUUUAGAAAUAUGUGUUAUGCAGCGUGCAAUUUAACAACAUAAAUCUCAAUUUUUCCCGUCGUUCCGGAAAUCGAUCUUCUAGCUGUCCAAUUACCACAACAACCAAUACAAGAUUAGAAUUUAUUAGUUCGUUAAUUGUUUAUAGUUAAUUACUCAUUCAUAGCUAAUCGUCCAUUAAUCAAUUACAAUUAGAAUCCAAUAAUACGUAAGGUACACAAAAAAAUUCGUAAAAGUUAAGCAACUUUCUUUACAGUAGAGUUGCUUGUUUUGUGCUAUGAAUCCUGCGUGUAGGUGUCAGUCCUGUCGUCAGAUUGAUCUUUCAUUCAUCAGUAGAAUAAAAUGCAAAAUAUCGUUUCUCAAUUCAUUCAGUUAUUACCAUAAUACACACAAAAUUGUAUAUUUUAUGCUUGCUUACUCUCUCUCUCUCUCUCUCUCUCUCUCUCUCUCAUAAUUCACAGAAUUCACGAAUAGCAUUCUCAUAUAAAAAGGUCUCUUUUUCUGUGCAUAUGUAUAUAUAUAUAUAUAUUUAUAUAUAUAUGUCUGUAUAUAUAUAUACUCUCAAAGAAAAAGUUUCUUAUUCUGUCAUUACAUAAUUAAAACGCAUACUAUUAUUAUUAGCACGUGAUAUUGUACAAUGUGUGCAAGUCCGUUUUCUUCCUUUAAUAUUACAUCGAUGUGACGGUUGAAAAAUGUAUGCUUGCGAUCUCGGCGACGGUUUUGAGGCAGAAUGUUUUAGACUGUUGUUACGCUAUGCAUGAAACUUUGUCAUAUCAAAUGUUAUAUUUAACAGAAGGCACGUGAUAAAACCGUGUCUUCGUGGCAGCCAAUGAAUGCAUGAUGAUAUCAAUUUUCAUCUACUUGUAAAUCAAGAGAAGAUUUUUAUCUCAUAUUCAAUCCUCUAAAAUCUCGAAUUGGAGAAUGUAUUUGGCUUAUUGCGUUACCAUCUUUAGAAUUUGGUACAAUACAUACCACAUUUCGUCAAUAUUCUUAAUGUAGAUGUUUAAUAUAAAACUUGAGAUGAAGAUGUGUAUGUGUGUGUGUGUCAAAUGAUAAUUUGAAAUGCUUGAUCAAUGAUAAGAUAGACGAAAAGAGAACUUGGUCUAAAACACUCUGUAUGUACGAAUGUAUAUAUGCAUUAAAUAUCGCAAUUUGAAUAGCACGUGACCGCAUUUUUACUCUCUAAUAUCACUUAGAUAUUAAUUCAUUUGCUCCUUUUCUCUUCUUUUUUUUUUUGUUCUUUUUACAUACAUUCUUUGCACCCAAUGUAGCAUUCUAGGCUUAAUAUUUGUUCUUUAUUAUCGAAUAAAUUGUAGAUAUAUGUAAAACACAUGAAGAAGAACAACAUUACUCAGCGUCAUCUUACUUAACUAAUUAGCGUUAGCCUUUGUUACAUUUUCCUCUCUUUCCUCUCCAGUAAUCAGUCCAGGUUGCACAACAUUUUAUGUACACGUAUCACUCAGCUCCAGCGAAUUUGCCUACUUAAGACUUUAUUCACAGUUUGCUCAUCUCGAUGGCUGAAUUAACUUCUAAAUUCUCUUUCAGUAUCAUAAGUUAAUAUAUAUGUAUAUGUGUACAUGUAUGUGUAUUCCACGGCAUCAUUCCAAGCAUACGUACUUACAAUUCUAAAGCAGUCUUGGAAAUUCUUUCGGGUAUUAGGCAUGUCGGGAAUUCUGUACAUUAGCUUAUAACACUUUUGUUAUAAAGUUAACGCAAUCAUAAAGUAAAGUGUAAAAGCGGAUUCGGUUAUUCGUCGGGCAGCGUGCUACAUGAAUUAUAUAGCGAUAAUAAAUGCGAGAAUCAGAUUCACACCGUCGUCAGUUUCGUCGGUUGCCCUUGUGGUUUAAGGAAGUAGACACUCUUUUCUGGAGCUGAUUCGGGCAGAUGAAUUUGAAUUUUUCUGAUAUGCAUACCGCAAAGUUAAAUUUAAACUGUAAUAAAGCAAUCGCGCGUAUCUAAGAAAAAUAUUCCCCUACAAAUUAGAAUAGCUCAUUGAGUCUAGCACAAAUUAAGAUUCGUAUAUUGCGUCUUGACGUUGUUUUUCUUUUUAGCAGAUAUAUAUAUAUA